GGCCAAUCCCCAUUCCCUCCGACAUCGAAUCCGACAUAGAUACUACCGAUGGUAGCGAUGCCGAGCAGGAUGACGGCGGACAGUCGGACUCUUCACUUGCGUCGAUGAGCACGUUAUUAGCGCAGGCGAAGUCACGGCGGGGUAAUGCCAUCAGACGAGCCUAGAUCCCUUGUUCGAGGCCCCCGAUUCUAUGCAUCCGCAAGCUCCGCCCACACAUGGUCAAGCUAGUGAGAACAUUCGUAUAGAUGGAGAGUGUUUACCCUGGUCGUCCUCACGAUCGUCUGCGGUGCCUUUUAUACCCCAAGAGCACGACGCUGGCCAGAGCUGCGAAUCCAGGAGCAGGAGCAGCCCAGGCAGCGAUGGUCUAGACUGCUCAGAUGACGCCGCACCGACCUCCAGCAGCUGUCCCAAGGCGCCGGAAGCCUGUUCUCCAUUGUCAAGUUCGUGGAGUGUGCUGCAGGGGCAAGGCACGGAGAUGGCAACCGGCACGCCUUGCGAGAACGAGGCUGCGUCACCCAAGCACGCGACCGGCACAUCACGUCGCAGGUCAGAGAGACCGCGGCGAGCCUCUAAGCGGAAUGCGAGGAGUAUUGGCGGCUACGCGACCUCGAACCCCGAUACCACCGCUGACUCCAAUUCAGACAACGACACGGGCGCCAGCACCGGGUCUCACGACAAGACCCGCAGCGAUGACGAAUCUUAUCCCUCGCCGGGUCGAGGGGAGGGUGAACAGGGAGCUGGUAGCGGAGUUGAUGAGGCCGACGAUGAGUCGGAUUCACCUCCAACCAAACGCCGCAAGCAAUCCCAAGCUCCGACCAGCACCAGGCGGAAGCGCGGGCGCGCGGCUCUGUCGGUCGGCACAGAUGUCGCCAACUCACCGGCACGAGCCGGGACAUGUCGGUCAGCCUGCGGGGUACCGAGCCCGCCAUCAUCGCACUAUUCCUCUCGGAGCAGCCCUCCCAGCCAUACAGGCGCGAAGUUCCAGGAGUGGUUCCUGCCAAACGCGAAGCUUAAACGCAUCACGUUUGGUGGCGGCCGGACGACUUUCCAGUUGCAAUUUGAUUGGGAUCCGCACGUGGAUGGACGACGAGCAGACUCUCCCAGUAGCAACGGGCUUCGAGCUCCGACGUCAAGGAAGGGCGUACGGCCCAGGGGAGACGCAGCCUCAAGCACCGCUUACACGCGGGCCGAGAAUGAAUUUAUUAUCAGGUUAAAAGAAGGCCAGGGUCGGCGGAGCUGGGCGACAAUCCAUCGGGAAUUCAACGAUAAGUUUCCGGUGCAGCGAACGAAGGGGAGUCUCCAGGUACACUACUGCACGAAGUUGAAGGACCGCACGGCAUCUUAAUGUCCGGGCUGGCUGGCCACCCUGGCGUGCUCGUGUGCAGGAUUCACCGUCAGUCAUUUAAAUGGUAGCUCAGUUAUCCAGUUUACCUUACACCAAUGAACUCAUUCGUUGGAAUGCCUCGCAAGCACAGAUUACCCUUC
Molecule: messenger RNA, 1485 nt
Organism: Emericellopsis atlantica
Lineage: Eukaryota; Fungi; Ascomycota; Sordariomycetes; Hypocreales; Bionectriaceae
Exons: 2
Coding region: 191-1345 (384 amino acids)
Source: RefSeq, a predicted model, not a curated record